This is a messenger RNA of Lactuca sativa (garden lettuce), 1621 nucleotides long. RefSeq lists its product as uncharacterized. NCBI's taxonomy places the organism in Eukaryota, Viridiplantae, Streptophyta, Magnoliopsida, Asterales, Asteraceae. Gene Ontology annotation, cellular component: nucleus. Gene Ontology annotation, biological process: regulation of secondary shoot formation. The record is from RefSeq and is a predicted model, not a curated record. Gene Ontology annotation, molecular function: sequence-specific DNA binding; DNA-binding transcription factor activity.
CUCUCUCUCUCUCUCUCUCUCGUACAACUAAAUUAAGGUCUCAAAGGUCCAUUCUAGAUCUAUCAUACGUACAGUCAACAUAUCUAAUAUAUAUGUAGCUAUCUCUCUGGAAAGUAGACUUAUAAGGAGAUGUAUCCUUCCUCCUACAGCAACCAGGACACCUCUUUCUCAAGUAGUAACUACCCAAAGACUUCUUUCAGCAACUUUAAUCUUCAAAAUCAUUCAAAAUUACCCUCUCAAGAUUAUUACAACCCUUCAUCCUCUUCCUCACAGAACUUGAAUGGCCCUCAUUACAUCCCUUUAGAAGACGAACCUGAGAUUUUCCAACAACAGCAGCGACCCUUCUCUAGUGAUCAUAACUAUCACGACACUGUCAUUGUAGCUCAUGAACACUCAACUCGGAAGACUAGUAAUCUGCAGAACACCAUGGAAAAGCCAAGCUACAAUAACGGAAAAUAUGCUACAGCUGCUGGCAACGAUCACCUUAACAGUCAUGUAAUUCUUCAGAAUAACUCUUUAAUGGGAAAGAAAGCUUCCAAGAAAGACCGUCACAGCAAGAUAAACACAGCACAAGGCCCCAGGGACCGAAGGAUGAGAUUGUCUCUUGAUGUUGCGAAGAGGUUCUUCAGGUUGCAAGAUAUGCUUGGGUUCGAUAAGGCCAGCAAUACUGUCGACUGGCUGCUCAUGAAAUCAAAACCCGCUAUUCAAGAUCUACUCCCCCAGCAGUUAGACCGUACUUGCAGUCUCAUUGGUCUAUCAAACAGCGGUUCUUCUGCAUCAGAAUGUGAAGUUAUGUCUGGAAUUGAUGAUCAAUCUAUGGAGAAAAUUAGGGAAGAGAAGGUGAUUAUAGUAGGUAACGCAAAAUCUACUUCCUCUAGCAGUAACAAAGAGAAGAAAAAGGUUGAUAGAGGAGUUAGGAAAAGUGUGUAUAUUCACCACUCUCUUGCUAAAGAAACUAGGGAACAAGCAAGAGCAAGGGCAAGGAAGAGGACAACUGAAAAGAGAAAUAACAAGAUUGGUGUUGGUGGUUCUGGGUCUGAUCAGUAUUCUAAAUUUAGACCAAAUUUCGAUCAGGUGAUGAAUCAAAAUGUAAAUCGAUUAGGGUCUUGGAUUCCCUUUGGAGAAAACCAAGCUCAAACAACUGAUCAAGCGGAAUAUCCAAAUUCCCAUUUUCAAUUUAAGCAAGGGAUUGUUGGUGAUAAGUCGUCAGCGAUGCCAAACAGUUGGAGCCCAUCUUUCUUGUUUAAUUAUCAGCAUAAUCCUGGACCUUCUUAUGAGCAUCAUUUCACUGACUUUCCGAUUCUUGGUAAGCCAUGGGAAAGCAACGAGAAUUAGGCCUCAUGAAGUUGUUGAAGGGUGAGCCAAGUUCUUCCUCUUUGCAAGAUGUUCGGUUUUCUUGUUUCCAAGUCUUUAAUUAGGAUCAGGAAACAUAAUCUUUUGUUGGUAGUUUGCCGGUCUUGGCUUUUAGGAUAGUUCUUACUUUAUAAAUAUUAUAGUUUAGUCAUUCUAAUCAUCCUAAAUCUCUACCGCUAAUCGAUUUUAAUAAUAAUAUAAGUGUAAUGUCUUGUGGUUCUUUUCCUUAAGAACUUCCAUACUAACUUAUAUGCUCUUGGUUGUUCUA